Molecule: messenger RNA, 768 nt
Organism: Didymodactylos carnosus
Lineage: Eukaryota; Metazoa; Rotifera; Eurotatoria; Philodinida; Philodinidae
Source: the annotation of a GenBank genome assembly
AUGAGAUGCCUAGUACUGUCAGUAGUGGUUUUAGGUUGUGUCGUUGACUGUUUUGCUAUAAGGUACGUAGGUGAUGGCAUUUUAGUAUUAAAUGAUAACAAUAAUUAUACUGAACUAUUGGGUAAUAUUUCAUCACUUCAACAAUGUCUAUGUUAUGCAUUUAAUAAUAACUCAUAUCUUGGUUUAAACUAUUUUAAAAAUAAUAGAACAUGUCUAUUAUUUCGAAAUUAUUCGGACAUUUGGCCAAUACGAUCAGAUGAGAAUUCUUCAUUUUGGUUUAUUCGAUUCCCAGUAGAGAUGUUAUUGACAAGCCAAUGGAACACUGCUACAAGUAUGGCAACAGCACGUUAUGCACAUACUGCGACUUUGCUCAGUUCCGGCAAGGUUCUGAUUACUGGUGGUUAUGGAUCAUCGGGUGUUCUUGCUAGUUCUGAAAUAUUUGAUCCAUCGACUGGCCAAUGGAACCCUACUGCAAGCUUGGCAACAGCACGUGAUACACAUAUUGCGACAAUGCUCAGUUCGGGCAAAGUUCUGAUUACUGGUGGUUAUGGAUCCUCUGACGCUCUUGCUAGUUCUGAAAUAUUUGAUCCAUUGACUGGCCAAUGGAACUAUAUUGCAAGCAUGAUAACUGCACGUUGUAUGCAUACUGCGACUCUGCUCAAUUCAGGCAAAGUUCUUGUCACUGGUGGUUUCCAAUCGAGCUGUAAUAUCGUCGGUAGUUCCGGAUCGAUGUAUAUUCUUGCUAUUUCUGAAAUCUAUGAUCCAUAG